This is a messenger RNA of Xiphophorus maculatus (southern platyfish), 6936 nucleotides long. RefSeq names its product protocadherin-10-like (gene pcdh10a). NCBI's taxonomy places the organism in Eukaryota, Metazoa, Chordata, Actinopteri, Cyprinodontiformes, Poeciliidae. Gene Ontology annotation, biological process: homophilic cell-cell adhesion. Gene Ontology annotation, molecular function: calcium ion binding. The record is from RefSeq and is a predicted model, not a curated record. Bases 546 to 3707 code for a protein of 1053 amino acids. The transcript is spliced from 4 exons. Gene Ontology annotation, cellular component: plasma membrane.
GCUUCCAGAAGCAGAGAUGAGAGCAUCAUCCGCUUUGAGCGCUAAGGCGCAGUGAUUAAAUCUUCACAGAGAAAGUCUCAUUGUUCGUGCAUUUAAAAAAAGCUAACCUCUUUAUUUAUUUACUUUUUUUUUUUACAAUAUUUUUCAACACAAGGAUUUAAAAAGUUUUUAUGUUCUUUUUUCCUGACUUUUCAGUGAAGGGGGGAGUUCGUUCUGCGCACAAGGAAUGUUGGCUGAAGCUUGCGACUGUGUGCGCUGAUACCAAAAUCUCAGACCGGGUGCAGAAUUGAUUAAAACUAGGAAGCUCGGAUCAAAUGGCUGCACUUCUCAAAGCAGAAACGACUAAAUGUUCCACUGACCCGAGGCAAAGGAGGGGAUUUUUAGACUCGGACAGCCUUGUUGCAGCUUGUUUUGCUGUUUUUUUCCUGCCAGGGAAGAUUGGAAAUGCACAUAUCUUGUAGGAAAAAGGAAUAACACUUUUUUCCCCAGUUUUUCCCCCCUUCUUUUCCCCUGCAUUGAUAUUCACUUGGAGAGUGAGAGGGGAGAUGAUUUGGUCAAUACUUCUGCUCUCCAUUCUGAAUGGAGCUCUAUGUCAGCUGCACUACUCCGUGCCAGAAGAGCAAGAGCCUGGCACCGUAGUUGGGAAUAUCGCAGAAGAUCUAGGUUUGGACAUUACCAAACUUUCCGCUCGCCGGUUCCAGACGGUGCCAAGUUCGCGGACACCUUAUCUGGAGGUGAACUUGGAGAACGGCGCUCUGGUUGUGAAAGAGAAAAUAGAUAGGGAAGAAAUCUGCAAGCAGACCAUCCCGUGCUUGCUGCACCUGGAGGUGUUUUUGGAGAAUCCGCUGGAGCUGUUCCGAGUCGAGAUCGAGGUGAUGGAUGUCAACGACAAUCCGCCCAGUUUUCCGGAGCCGGACAUUUUCGUGGAAAUAUCUGAGAGUGCCAUACCCGGGACUCGUUUCCCCGUGGAGAACGCCUUCGACCCCGACGUUGGCACCAACGCGCUCAGCACGUAUGCUAUAACCAACAAUAACUAUUUUUCCCUCGACGUGCAGACGCAGAGCGACGGGACCAAAUUCGCGGAGUUGGUGCUGGAGAAGCCGCUGGACAGAGAGCAGCAGGCGGUCCAUCGCUAUGUGCUGACGGCUGUGGACGGGGGCGUCCCGCAGCGGACCGGAACGGCUUUGUUGGUAGUUAAAGUUCUGGACUCUAAUGACAACGCUCCCACGUUCGAUGAGUCCGUGUACACGAUUAACCUGCGGGAAAACUCACCCGUGGGGACUCUAGUCAUCCAGCUAAACGCCACGGAUGUAGACGAGGGACUAAACGGAGAAAUAAUUUAUUCCUUUAGCAGCCACAAUACCCCACGGAUAAAAGACUUGUUCAACAUCGACGAAAGAACGGGCAGGAUAGAAGUGUCCGGCGAGGUGGACUACGAAGAGAGCAACACGCACCAGAUCAACGUCCAGGCGAAAGAUCUGGGGGCUAACGCCGUCCCUGCGCACUGCAAAGUGCUGGUCAAACUUGUGGACGUGAAUGACAACACACCGGAGAUCAGCUUCAGCACCGUAACUGAGUCUGUGAGCGAGCAGCACGCCCCGGGCACCGUUAUUGCCCUUUUCAGUGUUUCGGACAGAGACUCUGGUGAGAAUGGUCAGAUGAGCUGUGAGAUCAUGGGCGACGUCCCCUUCAAGUUGAAGUCGUCGUUUAAAAAUUACUACACCAUCGUAACGGACGGCUCGCUUGACAGGGAGAACACGGACUCAUACACCAUCACAGUCGUGGCCACAGACAAAGGUCAGCCCUCGCUGGCCACCAGCAAAUCAAUUAAGGUGCACGUCUCUGACGAGAACGACAACGCGCCCCGCUUUACGCAGGCUGUUUAUGAUGUUUAUGUGAAUGAGAACAAUGUGCCUGGCGCUUUCAUUCACGCAGUGACCGCCUUGGACCCCGAUAUAGGACAGAAUUCUUUAAUAACCUACUCCAUAUUGGAGUGUGACAUCCAGGGAAUGUCUGUUGACACUUAUGUCUCCAUAAACCAAGACACCGGCUACCUUUACGCGCUGCGCUCUUUCGAUUAUGAGCAGCUGAAAGAGUUCAGCUUCAUGGUCCAGGCUAAGGACUCAGGUGCUGUCGAGUUGUUCUCCAAUGCCACCGUUAACGUGAUCAUAGUAGACCAAAAUGACAACGCUCCCAGCGUUAUAGCCCCUUUAGGUAAAAACGGCACGGCUAAAGAACACUUGCCGCGUUCGGCGGAGCCUGGAUACCUGGUGACGCGCAUCGUGGCCAUGGACGCAGAUGAUGGCGAAAACGCACGGCUGUCCUACAGCAUCCUGCGGGGUAAUGAGAUGGGAAUGUUUCGCAUGGACUGGAGGACCGGAGAGCUGAGAACAGCGCGCAGGAUCUCCCCCAAGCGGGACCCACAGGGCUUUUACGAUCUGCUGAUAGAGGUGAGGGACCACGGGCAGCCUCCUCUCUCCUCUUCCGCCAGUGUGAGCGUAAUACUAGUGGACAGCGUGGUGGAGGGCCGCAGUGGGGACCGCGGCUCGGCCUCCAAGGCUAAAGAGACUUCUCUUGAUCUCACCCUGAUUCUCAUCAUCGCCCUGGGCUCCGUGUCCUUUAUAUUCCUUCUGGCCAUGAUAGUGCUGGCCGUGCGCUGUCAAAAGGACAAGAAGCUCAAUCUGUACACGUGCCUGCUGGCCGGCGACUGCUGCCUGUGCUGUGGCUCCUGCUGCAGCAGGCAGAGCCGCGGUAGGAAGCAGAAGAAACUGAGUAAAUCCGACAUCAUGCUGGUUCAGAGCACCAACGUGACCACGGGAGUUGGGCCCGUUGGACAGGUGCCAGUGGAGGAGUCUGGGGUGGGGAGCGUGGGAGGCGGGUUUGGCUCCCACCACCACCAAAACCAGAACUCCUAUUGCUACCAGGUGUGCCUGACACCGGAGUCUGCCAAGACGGAUCUGAUGUUCCUUAAGCCGUGCAGCCCCUCCCGCAGCAACGACGCUGAUCACACCAACCCCUGCGGGGCAAUAGUGACCGGCUACAGUGAUCAGCAACCGGACAUUAUAUCUAACGGCAGCAUUCUAUCCAGUGAGACAAAACAUCAACGAGCAGAACUCAGCUAUCUGGUGGACAGACCCAGGCGUGUCAACAGUUCUGCAUUUCAAGAGGCAGACAUUGUCAGUUCUAAAGACAGUGGUCACGGCGACAGUGAACAGGGCGACAGCGACCACGACGCAACAAACCGGGGUCACUCAGCCGGUGCUGACCUGUUCUCCAACUGCACAGAGGAGUGCAAGGCCCUGGGUCACUCUGACCGCUGCUGGAUGCCGUCCUUUGUGCCAUCAGAUGGGCGUCAAGGGCCGGACUACCGCAGCAAUCUGCACGUCCCUGGCAUGGACGCCACGCUACCCGACACUGAGGUACCCUGCUCCGUCAACCUAUCCGACCAACUCACAAUGACCUCCUCCACCGCCUCGUCCAACGAUAGGUCAUUCUCCACCUUUGGCAAGGACGGCCAAAGAUCACAGUCACACCACAGCCUUCAAAAUCACCUCCAUCAGCAACAGCAGCAGUACAGCUCCAGCACGCUAGAGAGGAAAGAGUAUGAUAGGGGGACCCUACCGUACAAACCAACCUUUCUCUGUGAGUAUCAGUAUGAAACCUCACUGGGACCCUACGAUUUUGGUUUGGUCCAGUAUAGAAACUAAAGGAGGGGACUUUGACUAUACCUCUUGAUUCUGAUUUGGACAUUAUAUGCUGAUUAUCAACUUUUAUUUCUUCUGCUUUUGAAGGUGUUCAAGAAUAUGGCUUCAUAUUUUCUUGUAUUUUGUCUAAGUAGAUUUUUUUUGUAAUAUGAUUUUUUUCAAGUGUAAAAUGUAUUAAUUGCAUACCCCCUUUCUUCAAAACCUACAUAAAAUCCUUAACCUAACCUAACCCCUCCAUAACCCUAAAUACUGCCUGUAAUCACAGGACUUAUUUUGAAAUAAAUUAAAAUGAAAUUUGACUCAUGCUAUUCUGCUGUGGCCACUUUUUUUUUCUUUUCUCCAAAUUACCCAUCCCUUUAAAAUCCUUCCUAUCUGAUGCUCAUAUUAGUAAAGGUCAGCAACACUUGCAUGAAUCAUGUGCAAAGCACACACUGACAUACAAGAUCAUCUGAGUAAGUUAGAACAUCAUUAAAAAGGCAAUUUAUUUCAGUAAUUCAAUUCAAAGACUGAAACUCUUGAUAUAUAGAUAUAUUAUACAGAGUAAUAUAUUUCAAGUAUUUAUGUUAAUUUUAAUGAGUAUGGUUUAUAGAUAAUAAAAAUCCUAAAGUUAGUAUCUUAGGAAGUUAAGAUAUACUGCACAUGUCCUGCACAGUAUAGUAUGUAGUAUAUGAUUAUAGUUCCUUUUACAUUAAAUACUGCAUCCUUAAAGCCUGGUGUAGAGGCGAUCGGGCUGUGGCUUUGCUGUGAUAUUAGGGAAGCCCAGGUUGCUUUAAUACCAUCUUGUAUCUCUCAUGUUUCUUUUUACAGUACUUCAAAGAUUCUGAAUGGUUUGUUUGCUGGUCAGUCAUGCAGUGUUACCAUUGUCAUUAAAGCAUUUAUUUGCACUCUUGGCAUUGUAGACAGGCAAUUGAAACCAGUCUCUCCAUAAAACUUGUUAGCAGAUGAAAAUGUGAAGUGCUGGAGAUCGUCUUGGUUGAUGUUUGCACUGAUCUCUAACCAGCUAAGACAUAGCGUACCAUCUCCAACAGAUGACACUGAUAACCAGAUCCUCACUCACUGGGUUCUGGGUCUUAUUACUCUUCCUCUUGUUUCUGGAAACUUUUCUAAAUGUAAAAAAUAAAAAAUAUAUAUAUUUUCACCUUAAAACAAACAAAACGGUUUUUACCACUGUAGCAAGGUUUGUAGCAAGGCCCUGCGGUCAGUGUUUUUUUGUUUGGAGCUCGCAUGUUCUCUCUUUUUGUUGGUAGGUUCUCUCCAUGUGUUCAGACUUCCUCCACAAUCAUGCCUGCUAGGGUACUUGGCUUUUCAAAAUUUUAGACGAGUGGACUUACAACCUGUCCAGGGUAUUCCCUUCUUUUCACCCACUGGAUAGGGGGGGGGGUACCAACCCUUUGACCCAGAAAGAUUAAGCCAGUAUGAAAAAUAAAUGGAUGAAAAGAGAACUUUGAACCAGUGGGUAACAUUUCAAUCCCUUUUUCCCCUCUGAUAAGGUGAAAUCCUUCUGAUGACGUCUGUAGUGUAACACGUAGAAUGCAACAACUGUAGCCCAUAUCCUGGAUAUAAAUAUGUCUGGUUUAUAUAUAAAUAUAUAUACUGUAUAUAUAUAUAUACAUACAGAUCAUCCAGAAAUUUUUAAAUUGUUCCAAAACUUCCCUGUUAUUCGUGCAACUUUUUAAAUUACACUUUUGUCUUCCGCUGACAUGUUUAAAUACAUAACUUUUGAACCUUAUCCUUCAUGUAGAGGAUGUCAGUAGCUGUCUGAAGGAUAAUUAUAGAAACUAGGCCAUAACAAUGUCAGUAUAACAGUAUAGCUCUAUCUUAGGUAAUCUCUGUAAUUAAUGAGUUUCAAGUGUUGGACUGAACUACUGAAAUAAAGUUUUCUGGUUUCUUGAGAUGUACUUUUACUAGCAGUUAAAUACUAGAUGCAAUUUGACUGAACACAAAGGAGAGGAAAAGGACAGAGGAUAUCUAUCUUCACUUUUUCAUCAUAAUUUUUGAGCAUGAGCAUUCUGACUUCCCUACUGAAUAGCUCAAGAGGUGAAGCGCACAGCCCACGCUUCUUCUUCUUUACAAGGAGUAAGUCCGUUUUGCUCUAAAAAGAACCCAAGUGUCUAUACUUGCUUACUUGUGAAUCAAUACCUGACAUAGAGAGGGAUGAUGAGGAAGACUUCAUACCACAAGUUCAAGAUUUUCCAGCUAGAAAAGUCACAGACGCAAUUUCUUUUCAACAAUGUUGGAAAUAAGCAGAAAAUAUAGUGGCUUUACUUUGCCAAGUAACAUUUAUUGAUAUACAUUGGAAUAAAAUUUGGAUUUUCAUUUCCUAAUAAGCUGAAUGGGUUUCAUAAAAGGAAAGAAAAAGGUAGAUGGGCAGAACAUUUCAAGCUGCCUAUUCUUUCAAAGCUCCCACAUUACAUGAAUAUUCUAUUAGCUCUAAGAGUAGAAAAUGGAUUUGAUAUACAGAUUCAGUGGGGAAGUCAUUUCCAGUCAUCUCAACACCAUGUUAACCACCAUCAUCCAUGAUCCUGCAUGCUGGUUGUGGGCUGUCUCUCAGGUAAAUGAUGAGCACAAUAACCUGUUUUGUCGUCUUUUUUGUGAUUUAACAGAGACAAGCAAUUCCUUCACUUUCACAUCAGCUUGUUUAAAAAGUAAUUAGCAUUGAUGCUCUAGUCUUUCUCACUCCGAAUUAAAACUGUCUGUGUGACUGUUCAUGAUGUAUGCUUUUGCAGUGGGAAAAAUUGACUCGUUUCAUUCAUGCUUACCUUAUCUCAUAUCUUUUUAAUCUAGAAUUUUUUUAGUUUUUGAAGGCAAUCUCAAGCAGAAAUUCUAUUAACCACAGUCCUCUUGUUUGCAUUUAAAAAUAGCUGUGAACGCUACUGUGGUAAUCCUUUGAUCAUCAGGAUUCACUUGUAAAAGGUUUAGUAAAUGUUUAAUGACCCAUUUAUUGAUAAUUAAUGAAGCAAUUAGAGCUCUUUGUAUCUGUUACACAUGCAUUAAGCAGCCACACGGUUUUGACAAUUUAUCCUGACUGAUAGACGUGUUUUCACGCCAUUCCCAAAUUAGCUUUACAGUAGUAUAUUGUAAGGACCAGCGAUUAGAGUGUAUUAAUAACUUCACGUAUUCCUUUGUGGUAUGCAUCCUUCUAGAGACAAUAUUUCUAGUUGAUUGUGGCACUAAAAAGCCUGCAGGGAAAAAAAGGGUUUCAUUUGUCUUAACAAGUGUGUGUUCUUUUUCU